CGCUCCAGAAAAUUUUAGAACAAUGAUGGACGACAUGAAUUGUGAGCCUAUGAUUGCAGAACUCUUGAAUACUAAAUUUGGAAAGUAUCUCAGUGACCACCCCUUCUUUGCACUAGUGCUGCUUGUUUUUGGUGUGAUCGCUUCAGUACCUAUUGGACUUUUCCUGGUGUUUGCUGUUGUUACAUUCGUUGCUGUUACAGUAUUCUUCGUCUUUGUUGAAAUCUUCCUGCUGACUGCAGGAGGGGCCACCUUGCUGUGUGUUCUCUGCUGCAUUGCUGUGGUUACCUUCUCGGUCUCCUGCAUCCUGAGUGCCUUGUACAUCAUUACCUCACAUGUACUCAACAACUGUUUCUUGCUUAGAGUGUAUGAGCAGACAGUGUCUACUGAGGACAUGGAGACAAAAAAAGAGCAAAAACCUGUGUGGUAAUACAGCUCAUGCACAAUUGUUCUGCACUCCAUAUAACUUGGAGUCCAGGGAGAAACUCGAUUUCCAUUCUGUGAAACCUCCAGGAGCUGAAAUGUAAGGGUUGUUCUUGAGCCGAGCAAUUGAACUGCACUUAAAUGCAGGAGAAUGUAAGAUAAUGAGUCAAUAUGUCCAACAUGGGUUUUUCUUCAAAUAGUUUUCAUAAUUCAUAUUUUUAUUUCUUGAAUGGGGAUUGGCACAUUUUUAAAAUUAAUUAGGACUGUGCUGCUUCCUACAUAGUAAAGCCACAUCAAAUGCAGUAUGGCAUAAAACAGUGACAGUGAAAUGCCAGUUAGUUGUGUUGGCUUCUGAAGACAGGA
Messenger RNA from Electrophorus electricus (electric eel), 783 nucleotides. RefSeq names its product lipid droplet assembly factor 1-A. Lineage: Eukaryota; Metazoa; Chordata; Actinopteri; Gymnotiformes; Gymnotidae. The record is from RefSeq and is a predicted model, not a curated record.